AUGAUGAAUCAAGAGCUGAAUCCUGUGGCAGAGAAUAACUCUCCUGCUAAUACACUUGUAAAAUAUGACACACCAAUUUUGUUAUCGGAAGCAAUCAAGAAGAAGGGAAACAAGGCUUUAAUGGGGACAAGCGGGAAAAACAAAGGUCAAGCGUUGCCUCCUAUUCAAGUCGUCGGAGCUGAACGAAUGACUCAAACGGAAGACAUUUUGAAUUCAAUACUACCACCUGUUGUUUUUUCAGAGAAUAGUCAACAAUGGAUUCAGUAUGUUUCGUCAACGCCAGCCACAAGAUUGGACGUAACCAAUUUGGAGGAGUCACUCGAUGCACAACUUUUGAAAAGGAAAGCAAAGGAAACUGGAAUAUGUCCUGUCAGAGAAGAGUUGUACUCUCAAUGUUUUGAUGAGCUAAUUAGACAAGUUACUGUAAAUUGUCAGCAAAGAGGUCUAUUAAUGCUUCGAGUGCGAAACGAAAUACGAAUGACUAUUAAAGCAUACAAACAGUUAUAUGAAAGUAGCGUAGCAUUUGGAAUGAGAAAGUCGCUACAUGCAGAGGACGGAAAAACAGAAAUGGAACUAAAAAUUAUACAACUCGAGAAGGAAAAGUCAGAGCUAGAAAAACAAGUGAAAGAAUGGCAAGCAAAAUGUGAGGCAACCGAAAAGCGAGAACGAGAGAAGAGCAAGCAAGAAAAAAAGAAGUUCGAAGAAGAAAUUGCGUUUUUGAAAAAGCAAAAUCAGCAGUAUUCUCAAGAGCUGGAAAGAUUAACUAUGGCAAAGCCAAAUAAAUAA
This is a messenger RNA of Naegleria lovaniensis, 786 nucleotides long. RefSeq lists its product as uncharacterized. The record is from RefSeq and is a predicted model, not a curated record. The transcript has a single exon. NCBI's taxonomy places the organism in Eukaryota, Heterolobosea, Eutetramitea, Acrasida, Naegleriidae. Gene Ontology annotation, molecular function: dynein heavy chain binding. Bases 1 to 786 code for a protein of 261 amino acids. Gene Ontology annotation, cellular component: axoneme.